This is a messenger RNA of Drosophila santomea, 2786 nucleotides long. RefSeq lists its product as uncharacterized. Gene Ontology annotation, cellular component: neuron projection membrane. The coding region runs from base 802 to 2361 and encodes 519 amino acids. The transcript has 7 exons. NCBI's taxonomy places the organism in Eukaryota, Metazoa, Arthropoda, Insecta, Diptera, Drosophilidae. The record is from RefSeq and is a predicted model, not a curated record. Gene Ontology annotation, biological process: synapse organization.
UUAUAGUUUUAACCGAAAAGGAAGUUUAAAAUUUGUUAAAAAUAAGUGAUCAAAAUUUUAAGUUAGCCUUUCAAAAAAUGGCGUGUGAUUCAAUUGGUACGUUGAUUUUGUCAGCUCUUCAGGAAAAGGAGUGUCCUGUGACUUUCCGGGAAAUUUUAGAAGACGUAGCCUUUCAGCUUAAAGUGGCAAAAAUGCAUAUAAAGCUCGGCGUAGUAGUUGCAUUGCGACUUGGCAUAAAUCGCGGAUUAAUCCUUAAGUCUGGGCACCGAUUCUACGUGAAUAAAUCAGUGAAAAAGGAAGCCAAAGAGCCGACAUGUCCCACAAAACUUGUAGAUCGUAUCGUCGUAUGCCCACAGGAUGAAACCUUGCUUAAUAAGGAUGGAGAUUUUGUUGAAGUUUUGACAUAUUCCGACGAUGAAGAGAUUAUGGUGUUCAAUGUCGUAAAACAACAGAAGAAUGAAUUGCUUUUAAAUGAGUCUAGUCACACAGGAACCACGGAGAACAUGUCAGUGACGUCAAGUUCCAGUGCUAAGUCCGAAGUAUGCAAUUCAGGCGAAGGAGACGAUAUGGAAGUUGAACAGGGGGAAUCACAAAGGUCAAAUAGCAGUAUAAAAAGCGAAGAAAUUUGUUCAGAUGUAUCCAUGACCGAUGUCAGUACCGGCAGUCUAGAAAGAAGCAGUCACCUGCACCAACCCGGCACUGGUAGCAAGUGCUCCAGAUCCAGUGGAUUUGACACGGGGAGGGAGAAGCACUGAGGGACAGCUUACGACGGCCACAAGAUCCACUCUGCCAGAUAGUCCAAUGACAACACAAAACGAUCUAAUUACGACAGCCAGCAACUUAGCGACAGCAAAAAAGCCAGCCACAGCAGCCUCGCAGGCAGAAGAUACGGCACAAACAGCAGCAGGAACAGCAGCAGAAACAGCAGCAGGAACAGCAGCACCGACAGAGGCAACCGGCUCAUGGAGCUCCACGGCCGUAGCCCGGGGCAUGUCAUCAGCAGAUGGAACAGGGGAGGCGAUGGCAACCAGCCAGUCAGCACAAAUUGGGCUAACUACUCAGGCCACAGUACGGCAAACAGAAGCGCAGACAGCAGCAGCGACACAAGCCGCAGCAGCAACAUCAGCAGUAGCAGCAGCAUCAGUAGCAGCAUCAGCAGCAGCAUCAGCAGCAGCAACUGAGACCGCAGCAGAGAUGGGCAUAUCAACAAUUUAUCCAACAUCAACGGAAACGGAUGUGCACAACUCCAUUGAGCGGCAGGCGGGGCGAAGGGGAACGAUGGCGAACGCGGUGCAUCCGGGUGUCGCUGAUUCAUUGACCAAGGGCUUCUCCAUACCGACCUUCCUGCCGCCAUUUCCCGUUUUUGCGGCAGCGGAUCUGCCAGCUUACCGCGCCGCUGCCGAUGCUGCCGAGGCGGCCAAGUUGGCGGCAGAGGCGGCGGCCCAGGCAGCGGCCGCCAAAACAUCCUCGGAAGCGGUGACAAUGUCGCCGGAGGAGCUGCGCCGGCGAACGUAUAAUGAGCAGCACUCCUACCUGGCCGCCCACCGCGAGGGCGGCGAGGGGGCGGGGUCGGCGGUGCGGCGCAACCUGACAAUGCCCGUGCUAAACAUCACCGCCCAGAUGGGAAACCACGCCUACAUGCCGUGCCAGAUACAUCGAUUGUCGGACAAGCCCGUGUCAUGGGUGCGCAUGCGCGAUAACCACAUCAUCAGCGUGGACGAGACCACCUUCAUAGCGGACGAGCGAUUCCAGUCGAUAUACCAGGAGGACCACGACUACACCUGGUCACUACAGAUCAAGUACGUGGAGCCCAGCGAUGCCGGCUGGUACGAGUGCCAGAUGGCAACGGAGCCCAAGCUGAGUGCCAAAGUCCACCUGCAGAUAGUCAAACCCAAGACAGAGCUGAUUGGGGAUCAGAGCCGCUUCGUGAAGGCGGGCAGCAAGGUGGCGCUGCACUGCAUCGUACGGGGCACCUUGGAUCCGCCCAAGUACAUCAUCUGGUUCCGGGGCCAGAAGAAGAUUAGCGAAAGCGACGAGCGGACCGGCUGGUACACGCAGCUGGAUCGGAAUAUAUUUGGAACCGUGGGCGAUAAUCAGAACACGAUCGGCUCAUUAAUUAUACCGCUCGUGCGGAAGGAGGAUUCCGGCAAUUAUACGUGCCAGCCGUCGAACAGCGUCUCCGUGUCCGUGGACCUGCACGUGCUAAGCGGUGAAUAUUCCGCAUCGGCCAUCAUGUCAACGGCGGCAAGGACGGCGAAAGGCGGAAGGAGCACGUUCCACUCGACGCUGGGACUCCUGGGAAUCCUUGGACUCCUCUGGGCGAUGCAGGGAGCGAUGCACACACCACCGACCCAGACGUGACUCGCCUAUUGAACGCCUGGUCGUGGCGUCCGACUUCCAAUUAUUUAGAUUAAUUAAAGGCGGCCUUGUAAAUAGCGGAGAUGGCAAGCGGAGGGGCAGGAUGUGGAGGAGGUGGAGGAAGAGGAUUAUGAGCAGGAGCAGGAGCAGGAGCUCUGUCGAAACAGAAUUGACGGUUCUGUAAUUAGGUUAAACGUUACCACAACUCUCAUGUCUGCGUGUCUCACAUUAUCCCCAUACCAUACGAUACCCGUACUGCAUUCAAUCUAAUGUAAAAUUCAAUUUAAGCAGACCCCAUUUCAAGUUGUGAAAUCGAAUCAAUAAUUAGAUUAUUGCCGGAGAGAAAUAUUAUUAAAUGAAAAUAAUAAAACUGAAUCAUAAAAAUCCAUCAUAAAUAGCAGGCAUUCAAUAAAUCAUGUGAAACUUUA